Molecule: messenger RNA, 6806 nt
Organism: Antechinus flavipes (yellow-footed antechinus)
Lineage: Eukaryota; Metazoa; Chordata; Mammalia; Dasyuromorphia; Dasyuridae
Product: disintegrin and metalloproteinase domain-containing protein 17
Exons: 1
Coding region: 30-1148 (372 amino acids)
Biological process (GO): membrane protein ectodomain proteolysis; Notch signaling pathway
Cellular component (GO): plasma membrane
Molecular function (GO): metalloendopeptidase activity
Source: RefSeq, a predicted model, not a curated record
UUCGAGAGAAAAAAGCUCCUCCAAAUCCAAUGAAGAAUACAUGCAAGUUACUGGUGGUAGCAGACCAUCGUUUUUACAAGUACAUGGGCAGAGGGGAAGAGAGCACAACUACAAAUUACUUAAUUGAAUUGAUUGACAGAGUUGAUGACAUCUAUCGAAAUACAUCUUGGGACAAUGCAGGUUUUAAAGGUUAUAGCAUACAGAUAGAGCAGAUUCGUAUCCUCAAGACACCUCAAGAGGUAAAACCUGGUGAAAAGCACUUUAACAUGGCAAAAAGUUAUCCCAAAAAAGAGAAGGAUGCUUGGGAUGUGAAGUUGUUACUAGAGCAAUUCAGCUUUGAUAUAGCUGAAGAUGCAUCAAAAGUUUGUCUUGCACAUCUUUUCACAUAUCAAGAUUUUGACAUGGGAACUCUUGGAUUAGCAUAUGUUGGAUCUCCCAGAACAAACAGUCAUGGAGGUGUUUGUCCAAAAGCUUAUUAUAGCUCAGUUGGGAGAAAGAACAUCUUUCUGAAUAGUGGCUUGACCAGCACAAAAAAUUAUGGCAAAACCAUCCUUACAAAGGAAGCUGAUUUGGUUACAACUCAUGAACUGGGACACAAUUUUGGAGCAGAACAUGAUCCUGAUGGUUUAGCAGAAUGUGCCCCAAAUGAAGAUCAAGGAGGAAAAUACGUUAUGUAUCCAAUAGCUGUGAGUGGAGACCAUGAGAAUAAUAAGAUGUUUUCAAACUGCAGUAAACAAUCCAUCUUCAAGACUAUUGAAAGUAAGGCUCGGGAAUGUUUUCAAGAACGAAACAACAAUGUAUGUGGGAAUUCCAGAGUGGAUGAAGGAGAAGAAUGUGAUCCUGGCAUUAUGUAUCUGAACAAUGACACCUGUUGCAAUGCAAACUGUACUUUGAAAAAAGGAGUUCAGUGUAGUGAUAGAAAUAGUCCUUGCUAUAAAGACUGUCAGUUUGAGACAGCUGAGAAGAAAUGCCAAGAGGCCAUUAAUGCUACCUGCAAAGGUGUAUCCUACUGUACAGGUAACCGCAGUGAAUGUCCCCCUCCUGGAAAUGCUGCAGAUGAUACUGUUUGCUUGGAUUUAGGAAAGUGUAAAGAUGGAGAGUGUAUUCCCUUUUGUGAGAGGGAGAAGAAAAGGGGGAGCCACAGGUAACCCUAGAGAGCUUCUAAAUCUAGCCCUUUAUACUAUUAACUUCUUGAUUUUUGACAAAGAUGCACUGGAUCUGGCAGACAGGUUUUAUAACCCACCGGAAGGGCAGUGUCCAGUGCGAGCAGCUCCACUAUCUUUAGAUAAUCGCCAGGUGAUGUGGAGAGACCCAGAAAGUGGUGAAUGGAAGGGACCAGAUAGGCUAAUUGCUUGGGGGAGAGGGUUUGCUUGUAUCUCUACAGGUGGAGAAGGAAUCAGAUGGGUGCCAACAAGCCAUAUUUGCCUUGUCCAUUGCAGAGAGACAGAGCAGACCCUUGAAACAAAGGAGAAGACCCAAGAAACAUCGGGUGGUUCUGUUGCUGAUUGUGCUCACCACUGAAAGAGUGUGGCAGUUAUGGCAUUUGACUCAUGGACAUAGAAAAUCAUUGGACUUCAAAACCCUCAGAAAUCAUUGGAUUCUCUGAGACAUUAGAUUGUUGUAGGACUUUAAAUCCUUCAGGAAUCAUUGGAUUCUUUGAGACAUAAGACUUGAAAGCGCUCAGGAAUCAUUGGAUUCUCUGAGAAAUGAUAUGACUGUUACAGGACUUCAAAAUCUGCUGGAAUCAUUGGAUUCCCUAAGACAUAAAAAGACUUUUGCUGGACUUCAAAAACUUGGGGGGAAUCAUUGGAUUCCCUGAUAUGUGAAGCAAUGGACAAUAGAUUGGUUUUGGACUAUCUCUUGGCUUCUGAAGAAGAUUUAUGUGUGACUGCUGUUUACAUACUCUCCUUCUAGGACUUCUGGCAAUCUUUUACAACACAAUGUUGAUUCAUAUUUUUUGUUAUACCCUUAAUUGGGUGAAUAAUUCAUGUUUGUUACACCACAUCAAGCCUGCACUGACUGUGGGGAGAAUCAUCACUAAUAGCCUCUGCGUUGUUGCUAUGUGCUUGUGUAAUAUUUCCCAUGCUGAUGGGUUUGUGCAUAAUAAGACCCUUGAGCCCAGAAACCUGCUAGCAACCCCCACUUCCCUUUGGUGCUUUUCAUCUCCCUUCCUGAGAUGUCAGGGAGGGUGUGAUUAUCUCCUUUUUAAUGCUUUCACCUCCCUUCCUGAGAAGUCAGGGGGGUCGUGAUCACCUCCUUUUCGGUGCUUUCACCUCCUUUCCUGGGAAGUCAGGGAGGAUGUGAUCAUCUCCCCUUGGGGGCUCUGAUCUCCCUGAGGAGUCAGGGAUGGCAUGAUCACCUGUGUUCAAAAACAAAAGAAAGCGGGAGAUGUAAUGGGCUGAGGCUUGAGUUGAUGCACUGAGGUCCCAAGCACAUGAGGCUAAAUAGUAAUUGGACCAUACUCUAUUAAUAUAUAAGCUUGGAGAAAGAAUGGCCCCCGCCUACUCUUUGUGCAAGUCCUGAUGUGUUGUAUAGGAAAUGUCGAUUCUGGUGGGUGGAGGCAGGGGAGUGAAAAAGGAAAGGGAGGAGAGCUCAGCCCUCACUUGCUCUGCUAGCUGGCUUCCUGUCGCAGCUGCCCAUAUUGCUGUCGCAAUCCUUCUUGCCCAUAUUGCUAUCGCAAUCUUUUUUCACCUCUUCACUUGAAUAAAGACUGAAGAUUUUUCCCUUAACCUGAGUUCCUGACUCCGGCUGAUUUUAAAUACACGAUCAUUACAACAGAUUACUAAUUCUGUAUUUUCCUCCAUCAUAGUUUUCCCAAGUUAUACUUUUCUCUCUCCUUUUACCCAUUUUCUCUUCACCAAUGUUUUGCUUCUGACCCUACCUCUCUCAAUCUUCUUUUUCAACCACCCCCUUUCAUUUCUCUAUUAUCUUCUACUUCUUCCUUCCCUUCUAUUAGCCUCCCCCUUUCCUUUCCCUUUUCCCCUCCUAUUACACUAGGGUAAGAUAAAUUUCUAUGCCAAACUAAGUAUUUGUUAUUACUUUUGAAUAAAAUCUGAUGAGAUUAAGGUUUAAACAAUACUCAUUUUUCCCUCCACUCCUUGUCUCAACCAUAAUAGGUCUUUUGUGCCUCUUCAUGUGGCAUAAUUUAUCUCAUUCUACCUCUCCUUUCCUCUUCUCCCAGGACAAUCACUUUUCCACCCCUAAUUUCUUUUGUAUAUCACAUUAAAGUCAACUUUUAACUACAUUCUCUAAGAAUAUCCCUUUUAAUUGUCCUGAUGAAUUAACACUUCUUAAAAGUUACAUAUAUCUUUUUCCCAUACUAGGAUGUAUGAUAACUUUUAAAAUAUAUUUUUUUUUCUUUUUCCUUUUACCUUUUCAUGUUUUCUUGGAUUUUGUAUUUGGAGAACAAAUUUUCUGUUCUUUCAGGAAUGACUGAAAAACUCCUAACUUACUGAAUGUUGUCUUUUCCCCUAAAAGAUAAUGCUUAAUUUUAUUGGAGAACUGAUUCUUGGUUGUAGUUCAAGCUCCCUUGCCUUUCAGAAUAUCAUAUUCCAAGUCCUCCAAUUCUUUAAUAUGGAGGCUGCUACAUCUUGAAUAAUCUUGAUUAUGAUUCCUCAACGUUUUGUUUCUUUCUGGAUGCUUGCAGUAUUUUCUCCUUAAUCUGAUAAAUCUGGAAUUUAGUUAUAAUAUUGCUUGAAGUUUUCACUUUGUAGUUUCUUUCAGGAGGUGAUCAGUCUUUUUUUUUUUUUUUUUUUUUUUUGCUGAGGCAAUUGGAGUUAAGUGACUUGCUCAGGGUCACACAGUUAGUGUUGCUUGUCUGAGAUCAGAUUUGAACUCAGAUUCUCCUGACUUUAGAACUGAUGCUUUAUCCACUGUGCCAACUAGCUAAUUAGUAAGUCUUUCAAUGAAUAUUUUAUCCUCUGGUUCUAGGAUAUCAGGGUAGUUUUCUUUUGAAAACUUUUUGAUUUCUUGAAAAAUUUUGUCUAAGCUCUGUCAACAUGAUUUUCAGGUAGUUCAACAAUUCUUAGAUUUUCUUUCCUGGAUCUGUUUUCUAGGUCAGCUGUUUUUCAUGAAGUAUUUUACACUAUUUUCUUUUUUUUUUUUUUUUCAUUUUUAUUUUGUUUGGCUUUUCUUGAUUUCUCGUUGAGUCAUUCACUAACAUUUGUCCAAUUCUAAUUUUUAGUGAAUUAUUUUCUUCAGUUAGCUUUUUUUUAACCUGUUGCAUUUGGCCAAUUAUACUUUUAAAGGAACUGUUUUGUUCAGUGGAUUUUGUUUUCCUAUUCUGCAAAUUCUAUUUUUUUUAAGAGUUGUUUUCAGUACUUUUUUUCCCAUUUCACCAAAUGUAUUUUUUAAGGAAUUGUUUUCUUUAGUCAAUAGCUGUGCUUCCUUUUCCAAACUUUCAUAACUCUCCUACAACACUCAUUUUUUUCCCUAAUUUUCUUUGAUUUCUUUUAAGAUCCUUUCUGAACUCUUCCAAGACAGCCUUUUGAACUGGGGACCAGUUCAUAUGCUCCUUUGAGAGUUGACCAGAAGGCAUUUUGCCUUUGCUGUGCUCUUCUGGGUUUGUGUUCUGGUCUUUCCUGUCUCCAUAGUAACUAUAGUCACAGCUCCUUUUAUUUUUUUCCUCAUUUUUAAAGAUUGAUCUGCUCUUAGGGCACAAAGGAGAUUGUCCCAAGCUUCCUCUGCAAGGCGACAGGAGCUUCUCACUGAAUGCACUAGAGCCAGUGCUGCAGAUUGCCCUCCAUUCUGAGUGGCUUAGUCAAGUCCCGCUUGCUAUAUUGGGGUUCAAGGGCUCAUAAUUUGCCUUCUGUAGUUGCACUGGAGAUUUCACAGCUGGUCUCUAGGUUUCCAUUACACUAUUCUUUUUUUUUUUUUUUUUUUUUUUUUUUGUGAGGCAAGUAGACAUAAAUUACUUAUCCAGGGUCACACAGAUGGGAAGUGUUAAGUGUGUGAAACCGGAUCUGAAUCCUUAUGUUCAUUCCCCAUAUCAAAUACGUUGACAAGUUUUAUCAAUUUUAUCUGUAUAACAUUGUUCACUCAUAUACCAUGUCCCAUUUUUUCCUCUGACACUGCCACAAUAGUAAGUUCAAAAUCUCAUCACUUCAUAUCUAGACAGUACCCUGAUGACUGGUCUCUCUUGUACAAGUCUCAUGCCACUGUUGUCUAUCUUUUCAGACUGAUCUUCUUACAGCACAAAUCUAACCAUACACCCCCUAUUCAAUAAAUUCCAUUGGCUCUCUACCACCUUCAGGAUCAAACAUAAAAUCUUUUGUGGGGCAUUCAAAAUCCUUCAUAAUCUGCCUCCCUAUCUUUCCAGUAUUAUACAUGUAUUCUAUGAUUCAGUGAUGCUGUCCUUCACACAAGAUACUCUAUCCCCUAACUCUGGCCAUGUCUUUUAGCUGUGUUCCCCAAACCUGGAAUUCCCUCCUUCCCUUAUCUCUACCUUCCUGACUUCCCCUGCUUCCUUUAAAUCCAAAUUAAAAUCCCAGUUUACAAGAAAACUUCUCUUAAUAAGUACCUUCUCUUAAUAAUUGAAACUGGAAGCUAAUCACCAAAUGAAAUACUAUGAAAGAGCCCAGGAAAAAGCUCCAUGGAAAUCUAGGAAAGAAGACAGAACAAUCAGAUAGAAAGAAAAUCAGAUGAGUAGUGUGAUAGAAAGGGCAGCUAGAUGGUGCAGUGGAUAGAGCACCAGCCUUGGAAUCAGGAGGAUCUGAAUUCAAAUCCAGUUUCACACACUAUAUGUCAAGCCUUUGUAAAUUAUCUCUAAUUUGUCUGGCAUUAUUAAGCUCAUUUGUUCAUAUCAUUAAACUAUAAUACCCCUAUUUAUUUAUUCAAGUAUAAAGUAUGAUCUUCUUUAGCCUUUGAAUUAAAGUUAUCUGAAAUUUCAUUGAAAUUCUUCACCAGUGCAGAUCUUAAUUCUAUUAUUCCUUUAUCAUCAGGGGUAUACUGUGGAUAAAAAAGUUUUUCUAGCUUGGCAAGAGGUACAAAAGAUUUUGUGUUCCACUAGCCAAGUUUUUGAGGACCCAGAGUUACUUCCAUAUCAUGACAGAGAAAUAAGGGCAAAUAAAGACACAAGAGGAAGACUUGGAUGGAAGGAGGACUCACACAUGCACAAAUUCUUUUUGGAUCAAACCAAGUAAUUUUAUCAAUGUAGAGGAUCUCUAGUGGAAAUUUCCUCUAUCCAUGCAAACAAAUAUGCAACAUCGGUAAUUUAUAGUCUUACAAUUACCUGGAGCACUAAGACUAAUACGAGACUAUUAUCACAGUUAGUCAAUGUCAAAGCUGGAGUUUUAAAUCCAGAUCUUCUGGACUCCAAGGCUGAUUCGCUUAUCAUAUGCAUACACAGAUAACAAAACAUCUCAUUUUAUCAUUUAUAUAUUAAAGAAAAUUCUUAUUUGACUAAUUAAACAAGAUACUAGCUUCCCAGCUGUUCUUGGAACAAGCCACUCUCAUUUUCCAUUUCCACUGCUGUUUCUCAUGUCUGGAAUGUUCUCCUUCCACUUGUCCACUUACUGGGUCCCCUUCUACAAGAAAUCUUUUCUGAUCCCUCAGUUAAUUACUUCCAAAUUAUUCUGUCUAUAUCUCCUUUGUGGAUAGUUAAUGUAUGUUUUUACCCUCAGUAAACUGUGAGUUCCUUUGGAGUGGGGGCUGUCUUUUGCCUUUCUGUGUGCUAAGAAAAUAUUUUGCACAAUACUGGUAUACAGUAAGCAUUUAAAAAAUACUAACUAGAAUACUAACUAGUAAAAAUACUAACAAGAAUUAGAGCUAUGCCUUUGGGUCUCUGUCUUCUUUCACAAUAUGUUUUU